Molecule: messenger RNA, 813 nt
Organism: Oncorhynchus keta (chum salmon)
Lineage: Eukaryota; Metazoa; Chordata; Actinopteri; Salmoniformes; Salmonidae
Product: piggyBac transposable element-derived protein 4-like
Exons: 2
Coding region: 431-769 (112 amino acids)
Source: RefSeq, a predicted model, not a curated record
UAGGGCUGCUAAUCUUAGCGGGUGUGUAUAGGUCCCGAGGCGAGGCGAGGCUACAUGUAGUCUGUGGGAUGCAGAGGGUGAAAGGGCGAUUUUCCAUGCCACAAUGCCACUGAAAAGUAUUUCCCACUUUCUCAAGAAUGCUACGGUUUGAUAACCGCGAGUCAAGACCUGCAAGACGUGUGAGAGACAAACUGGCGGCCGUAAGAGAGGUCUGGGAGAAAUGGGUGGAGUGUCUGCCAUACCUCUACAACCCUGGGCCUGAAGUAACAGUGGAUGAGCAACUGGUUCCAUUCAGAGAUCGCUGUCCUUUCCGGCAGUAUUUUAGAGAGAGGCCUUCUCAUCAACGUUUGCCUUCACCCCCACCACCACUCUAGUUUCUUACCUCCCAAAGAGGAACAAGAAUGUGGUCCUCCUGAGCACACUGCACAAAAUGGCUGAGAUCAGUGAUCAUGAGGACAGGAAGCCAGCCAUCAUCCUGGACUACAACCACAACAAAGGAGGCGUGGACAAUCUGGACAAGGUGAUUGGAACUUACAGCUGCAGGAGGAUGACUGCCCGCUGGCCCCUGGUUAUCUUCCAUAACAUCAUUGAUGUGUCCUCAUACAAUUCCUUUGUGAUAUUGAAGAAUAUCAACCCUACCUGGAUGCCUGAUAAGAGGAACAAUAGGAGGGUGUUCCUGAAGCAGCUGGGAAAGGCACUUUCAAAGAAGGGAGCGCCUCCACCGCAAAGCAGCCUCUGCAGCGCUUGUGAAAGCUGUUCAGGGGGCUGAAUCUUGUCCUGAUCCACCUGAGGCUGUAGCUGGGGCAGGCAAGA